Molecule: messenger RNA, 1077 nt
Organism: Kalmanozyma brasiliensis GHG001
Lineage: Eukaryota; Fungi; Basidiomycota; Ustilaginomycetes; Ustilaginales
Product: Acyl-CoA thioesterase
Exons: 1
Coding region: 1-1077 (358 amino acids)
Biological process (GO): fatty acid catabolic process; acyl-CoA metabolic process
Cellular component (GO): peroxisomal matrix
Molecular function (GO): fatty acyl-CoA hydrolase activity
Source: RefSeq, a predicted model, not a curated record
AUGGCGGCUAACUUUGUCGAACUCGUGCGUCUGCGCUCGACAUCGCAGCCAGAUGUCUACGUCUCGUGCUCCAAUCCCGAGAAGAUGGGCAACCCUGCCGACAUUGCCUACGGCGGCUGUGUGCAAGCUCUAUCGGUGCAGGCGGCGUUCAAGUCGAUCGAAGCACGCAGGGAGCUGCACAACUUUGAGAUCCACUCGCUGCUCGGUGUCUACCUCGGUCCCACGCUCGCCGAUCGCAAAGUCAAGCUCACCGUCACCACAAUUCGCAACACGCGCUCGUUUGCGACCCGUCGAGUGACUUGCACUCAACUCUUCAACGACGGCUCAGAGAGGAGCACCUUCACUGCCACCAUCGACUUUACCGCCCCCAACAAGAUUGACAACGCCAAAGCAGGUGCACCCUUCACACGCUACGGCAGGAAACCGAGAAUGCAGUAUGCGCCACCGGAGCAGCUGCCGUCGAUGACGGACAUCGUCUUGCGCAAGGUGCAGGAGCGUAAGGUGAAUCGACAAGCGGCGGAUUACUUGGAGAACGUCGUGUUUGCGCUUAGCAAGAAGGUCUCGGUCAGCGUGUUCCCGCCGCAAGGGCUGCACGCACAGAAUGCGAUCGGACUCGACCCGCUCGCAGAGUCAGAGCAGCACUCGGCCAAGCUCACCGACCGCUUCUCUGUCGACUGGGUCAAGUCGCUCCAGGACCUGUCGGCACCGCCUCACUCACCAGCAGAGUCGGCCGUGCAGCCAACCGACUUCAAAGAUGUAGGCGCGCCGCUGUCGGUCUCGACUGCGUCGGCGAACGCAUCCUUCGUGGCUUUCAUGAUGGACGGUGCACUUUCGUUCAUCCCAUUGACGUUCUCGCGGAUGACGUUGACCGACGCUAGUGCCGUCUCGUCGCUCGACUGCGCUCUGCGCUUCUUCUCUGUGCCCGACAUGAACGACUUCCACCUCAGAGAGAUGCAGACCAUCCAGGGCAACGACUGCAGGACCUAUUCGGAGGCCUUCCUGUGGGACAGGAAUCAGAGCAUGGUGGCUAGCAUGACACAGGCCUGCAUCUUGCGGCCCCACCUUCACAAGCUGUAA